Molecule: messenger RNA, 2526 nt
Organism: Saxophila tyrrhenica
Lineage: Eukaryota; Fungi; Ascomycota; Dothideomycetes; Mycosphaerellales; Extremaceae
Exons: 3
Coding region: 1-2526 (841 amino acids)
Biological process (GO): regulatory ncRNA-mediated post-transcriptional gene silencing
Cellular component (GO): cytosol; P granule
Molecular function (GO): helicase activity
Source: RefSeq, a predicted model, not a curated record
AUGGAGAACUCCCCGCAUGACCAAGCUCACCCGCCGCCACCCCCCUCGAACUUGUCUUCCACCCUGGAUGUCUACGCUCGACCGUUCGUUCCACAGCGCCUACGGCAGGUCAAUCUCGAUCCUGCUAAUGUGAUUUGGAGCGCCCCUCCCCAGAGCAUCAAUUACCACGACUAUGUUCGAACAUUCGCUGGAUCGAGUUUUAUCCAUCACCAGUCACCUUCGCUCUUUGGUCACGAUGCUCCUGAGGCGAAUCUCGACACGAAUUACGCUUCUCCGAACCCGCAAAACGAGUCGACGGGAGCGAGAGACCUCUUUCCACAGUCACUUGGCUCGAGAUCAUACCAUCAGCACUUCCAUGCUGCGCUGCUUUAUGAAGGACAGUCGCUACAGAAAGAGUGCGACGAUCAUGCGCUUUACCGUGUACCAAUCGUCUGGGACUCCCAUGACUCCAGGCCUUUCAUGUUCCUCCUCCACGUCCCCGGGCUUCGCGAGUCGAGCAUUCGCAUCGAAGUUGGCGACGUGGUACAGUUGCGCCAACUCCGCUUUGAUCACAAUUGGGAAGUAAUCAAUUGCCCCCAGCUGCAGGGCAGACCGAUUCCGGAUCCACGCUAUUUCGAUACCCAGCACAAUAGUAUUGUAUGGGGCAUUGACAGGCGCGAGGAGACCCUCCGACUGCGCAUUGACGGCCUUAUCUUCGGGAGCAUGCUAUUCAACGUGCGCUUUAUGCCACAGUCAACGCGUUUGCGGGCUCAGUUUACGGCAGUCACCAAGGUCUCGGACGCGCUUUACCCGGACACCUUCUCCAACUGGAUGAGAUCAAUGCUUUUUCCUGAGGCCGCAGAUGGCUAUUAUCAGAAAUCUCUGAACAGGAGAAGCGUUGAUCUGGAAUUUCCUGACCCACUCCUGAACUACGAACAAUCGAAAGCAAUCGACACAGUUCUUGGUGGACGGUAUGGACCCGUACCGUUCAUUGUAUCGGGACCGCCGGGUACUGGCAAGACGAAGACUGUUGUUGAGAUGGCUUUGCAGCUUCUCCAACGGGACAACGGAGCGCAUAUACUGCUUUGUGCGCCAUCGGACCCAGCAGCGGACACAUUGGUGAGACGACUGAGCAUGCACAUGAAUCCACCCCAGCUUCUCCGAGUCAACGCUUCCUCGCGAAGCUUUCCAGAGGUGUCCAACACAAUACUGCCGUAUUGCCACAUCGAGGACGGCAUAUUCUCACUGCCGAGCUUCGCACAGCUGAUGAAAGCCAAAGCAGUGGUCAUUACCUGCCGCGAUGCUAACAUGCUACUGCAAGCACUACUAUGCACCCCGAAAGAAGCUCCGUACAAGCCAAGAUUGCACUGGUCUGGGCUACUCGUGGACGAAGCUGCCCAAGCCAUCGAGCCCGAAGCUUUGCUGCCUUUGAGCGUGGUAGCGCCACCUAGCUCCGAUGCCGUUCGAGAAGAAGAUUGGCCGCUUUUCGUUAUGGCGGGCGACCAGCAUCAGCUCGGACCGAGAACUGCUUUAAAAGCACCAGAGAUCCAGACAUCACUAUUCGAGCGCUUACUGGACAGGCCGUUCUACUGCCAGCACCCACUUGCGCGAUCAAAAGGGAGUGGCGGUAGUGUACGGCCGCUGACGCAAGACAUGCUUCCAAUUCUGCGACCCGCCUUUACCGACCUCAUCCGGAACUACAGGUCGCAUCCAGCUAUACUAGCAAUGCCUUCUUCGCUCUUCUACCACGAUACACUGGAGCCGGAGGCGACUAACACGGACUCUCUCCUCUCCUGGCCACGCUGGCAAUGUCGCGGCUGGCCAGUUCUCUUCGUCAGCAACACCGCUGCCGAUGAGCUAGAACAGGACGGAGGCGGAUGGUACAACGUCAAAGAAGCCUUCAUCGCCUGCGAGUACGCCAGCUCUUUCGUCCAAGCUGGCCUGCUCCAACCGAGCGAAGUCUGCAUCAUGUCUCCUUUCCAAGCGCAAGUCAAGGUCUUGCGGAAAGUCGCCAGGGCGGACUUUUCACUGCCCGGGCUGAACAUCGGUCCGCUGGAGGCUUUCCAGGGCUUGGAGUCCAGACUGGUGAUUAUAUGCACUACCCGCACUCGUGACCGGUUCAUUGACCAAGACGUUGCGAGGGGUCUGGGCAUUCUCCAUGAGCCGAAGAGGUUCAAUGUCGCUUUGACGCGGGCGAAGGAGGGGUUGAUUGUGAUUGGGAAUGCGAGCGUGUUGGUUCGGGAUAGGAAUUGGUCGGCUUGGUUGCGGUUUUGUCGGCGAAAUGGGCUUUGCGAGGACAAGGCUGUGUUGGAUGGGAUAGUGCCUGGUGGAGAUGAGGAUGAUGGGUGGAAGGAGCGUUCGCGAUUGGAGAAGCAAUUGGUCUCGUCAGAACAAGCCCAGGGUGGGCUCUUGGAUAUUGUUGAUGGAGCGCGAGAGCUUGGAAUCGCUCACCCAGACGAUUAUCUGUGGGAUUCUGGUCUUGAGGCGGAAGAACUGGUGCGAGGGAAGUGGGACCACGACCCAUGGCCAACUGACUCAGCGGGAUAG